Cynoglossus semilaevis (tongue sole) is the source of this 1024-nucleotide messenger RNA. RefSeq names its product cysteine and glycine-rich protein 1-like. Bases 159 to 737 code for a protein of 192 amino acids. The record is from RefSeq and is a predicted model, not a curated record. Gene Ontology annotation, biological process: muscle tissue development; sarcomere organization. NCBI's taxonomy places the organism in Eukaryota, Metazoa, Chordata, Actinopteri, Pleuronectiformes, Cynoglossidae. Gene Ontology annotation, molecular function: structural constituent of muscle; actinin binding. Gene Ontology annotation, cellular component: nucleus; cytoplasm; Z disc. The transcript is spliced from 6 exons.
AUUCUGUGCCCUCACGACUCCUCCCUCAGUCCAGCACAGCGUCUCAGUCUCAGACUCACUUCACUCCCCUUCAUCAGACAAGCGUCUCCUAUCAACACCUCUUCUUUCCGGAUCACUGAACAAGCACAGAGGGGAGCAGCUCCCAAACUGAUCCCAGAAUGCCUUUAGGAGGAGGAAACAAGUGUGGCUGCUGCCAGAAAACGGUGUACUUUGCCGAGGAGGUGCAGUGUGAGGGGAAGAGCUGGCACAAAUCCUGUUUCCUGUGCAUGGUCUGUAAGAAGAACUUAGACAGCACAACGGUGGCCGUCCACGUGAAUGAGAUCUACUGCAAGUCAUGCUAUGGCAAGAAAUAUGGGCCUAAAGGCUACGGCUUCGGAAUGGGAGCCGGCACCCUGAGUAUGGACACAGGAGAAGGACUGGGGAUCAAACCAGAAGUACAAGCUCCUCAUCAGCCAACAAAUAAUCCCAACACCUCCAAGUUUGCCAAGAAAUUAGGAGGUUCUGACGAGUGUCCUCGAUGUGGUAAAACAGUGUACGCUGCAGAAAAGGUUAUUGGAGGAGGCAACUCCUGGCACAAGGGAUGUUUCCGCUGUGCCAAGUGUGGAAAAGGACUGGAGUCCACAACGCUGGCCGACAGAGAUGGAGAGAUUUUCUGUAAAGGUUGCUACGCCAAGUGCUUUGGUCCCAAAGGAUUUGGGUUUGGUCAGGGCGCCGGAGCACUGGCUCAUUCCCAAUAAAAUAAACGAAGCCUGACAGGGAGCAGACAACCAGUGUGCUCUGACCAAUCAACACUUCCAGACAUUUUCACUUCACUUUUACUGCAGCUACAGGCAACAAAGAGCAUUAGAGACAGCUUGGAGCUAUGCCUGCAUUAUUUUGUACUUUGCAUGUUGUUUACAUACUUUUCUGGGAUUUAAAAAAAAACUGUAUCUGCGAGAAAUCAAAGCCUGUGUGUAUUUUAAUAUUUUAUAUCUGGACUGAGCACUAAACUAAGCAAAGAUAAAAAUAAAACUAAUUGAAGCUA